AUGUACAUAUAUUAUGUGUUAGAAGAAUCAGAAAGCUCGCAAAGCAGCCUGCCAGAACUAUCUGAUUACGAUGAAGAUUUUGACUCCGUCGAUGAACACUCAAAGCCUGUCGACUUAGUCGAGGUGAUGAUUAGGAGUCCUGAAUCAAAACGUAAUAUUAAAGGUGUUUCUAAGAGUGAACUGCUGAUGCACAUCGUGAUGAAAAUAUAG
Messenger RNA from Clunio marinus, 210 nucleotides. NCBI's taxonomy places the organism in Eukaryota, Metazoa, Arthropoda, Insecta, Diptera, Chironomidae. The record is from the annotation of a GenBank genome assembly.